AGUAUCCCAGGUGCAGUCAAUGAGACAGCCAAUAUUUGGCAAGGACAGCUAUCAAUGCACCCACCUGGUAAUCAUGAUCCUUUGCCCCACUCCAAGGUUAGUACUCGGGAGGUUGGAGCUGGGAGCCACUUUAAUUUGAGCCUACCUCGAUCGCCAAAGCGGGAGAGUGGAAGAGAGUGCUACAUACUGACAAAGGCCUGCUCUCGCAAGGGAAUCCGAGCUUCCUUCACGUGCUCUGUUCCUUCCCAGCUUUCCCCGGCUCCCCGUUCUCUCUCUCUCUCUCCUCUUCUCUCAAAGGUCUCACCUUUUUUUUUUCCCUCCAGAAGCCCUUCUUUGCCGCGCACGUUGGUGGAAGAGAGCAAUGGAUCUCCUUUCCAGAGCACUGUGAGCCAUCCCCUGCGCGCUCGGAAGGUAAAGGUGCGAUCUUGGUAGGUUUUGGCUUCUCUUGUGUUCUUGGUUGAGGGUGGUCUUGGUUCUGGGGAUGGGUUUUAUAUCGCGAAAGAUUCUCCCCGCGUGCGAGAACAUGUGCGUUUGCUGCCCGGCACUGCGGCCGAGCUCCCGGCGGCCCGUCAAGCGGUACAAGAAAUUGCUUUCCGAGAUCUUCCCCAAAACCCUUGAUGGUCCCCCGAAUGAAAGAAAAAUAAUUAAACUAUGCGAAUAUGCUGCGAGGAAUCCAGUUCGCAUCCCAAAGAUUGCAAAGUUUCUCGAACAAAGGAGCUACAAAGAACUGCGGUGUGGGCAUAUCAACUUUGUUAAAAUUAUUACAGAAGCCUAUAGUAAAUUGCUUUAUGUUUGUAAAGAACAGAUGGCUUAUUUUGCUAUCAGUCUGUUGAAUGUUAUUAUUGAGCUUUUGGAUAGCAAGCAGCAAGUCAGGGUCCAAAUUCUUGGGUGCCAAACAUUUACGAAGUUCAUAUAUAGUCAGGCAGACAACACGUAUGCACGCAAUAUUGAAAGUUUAGUUCAAAAAGUAUGUAUGCUCUCUCAUGGGCAAGGGGAAGGACAGAAAAGUCUACUACGGGCUGCAAGCUUGCAAUGCCUAUCAGCGAUGAUUUGGUUCAUGACUGAGUAUUCUUGCAUUUUUACUGAUUUUGAUGAGAUCAUCCAUGCUAUCCUUGAAAAUUAUCGUGCUGAUGAUCAUAUUCACAUUGACAAUGAAAGACAUGACUCAAACCAUAACUGGGUUGAUGUAGUUAGAUCUGAAUCAAGAGCUGGUGCAACUGUUGGGAAUGGUGUCAACCUAAGCCAUGCAAGCUUUAGGCCACAUUCAGUGGCUAGGGAUUCUGCCAUGCUGACAAGAGAGGAGCGUGAUUCUUCAGAGGUGUGGUCCCAGAUUUGUGUGCAGAAGCUUGCUGAAAUGGCUCAAGAAAGCACCACAAUGCGUCGUGUUUUGGAUCCAAUGUUUUCUUACUUGGACACAGGAAAACAUUGGGAUCCUCUACAUGGAUUGGCUUUGCUUGUUUUAUCUGACAUGACUUACUCAGAAAAGAGCUCAGGAAAUGAACAGCUGAUUUUAUCUGCUAUCAUCAGACACCUGGACCAUAAAAACGUUGUCCGCGACCCCAAGACAAAAUCUGAUAUAGUUCAGAUUGCCACUAUCUUGGUUCGACAACUAAGGUCACAAGCAGUAGUUGCUGAAAUUGGAGCAGUUAAUGACUUGUGCAGGCAUUUAAGGAAAAGUCUCCAGGCCACAGUUGAGUCAGUUGGACCAGAAGAAUCAAAUUGGAACUACUCACUUCAAAAUGCUAUUGAGGAUUGUCUGCUAGAGAUUGUUAAAGGAAUUGGUGAUACCCGUCCACUGUUUGACAUGAUGGCUAUAACGUUGGAGAAGCUGCCAGUUACCGCAGUCAUUGCAAGGGCAACAAUUGGAUCUUUACUGAUUCUUGCUCACAUCGUCUCCUUGACAUCCAUCCAAUUACAUCCACAAUUGGUGUUUCCAGAAGAACUUCUACUACAGCUUAUGAAGGCUAUGAUGCAUCCAGAUGCUGAAACCCGCAUAGGUGCUCACCAAAUAUUUUCAGUUACCCUCGUUCGAAGUGCUAAUCAUCCAAGACAUGAAUCGGAAUAUUUAUAUGAAACUAAGAAGUGGCAGUCUCGAACUACAUCAGUAUUUGCCUCAGCUACUGCUCUACUUCAGAAACUCCGAAGGGAAAAGGGAUGCCUAAAUGCAGAUAAGGAUGGAAAUGAUGCACAUACAGAGAUCAAGGAAAAGAGCAUGGGUGAUGAAGAGUUGAAACAUGGUUGGGCCCAAAAAGGUUCACCAUAUUUUUAUAAAUUGAGCUGUUCUAUUAUUGAUAGGAUUGCUGUUACUACCUGUUCUAUGGAGGCAGAAACUGACCUUAUGGUGUUAACUGAAGAUCAAACUGCUCAAUUACUUUCUGCCUUCUGGAUACAAGCCAAUCAGGCUGAUAAUCUGCCUUCAAAUUUUGAAGCUAUAGCUCAUUCAUUCAGCUUGACACUUCUUUUUUCCCGUCUCAAGAAUUCAAAUCAAAGCAAUACAGUGCGAGUCUUUCAGCUACCAUUGUCUUUAAGAAUGGCUGCCCUGGAGCCAGAUGGAAAGCUGCCACCUUCAUGCCAGAGAUCGCUUUUCACACUGGCAACAGGCAUGCUAGCAUUUGCAGGAAAAAUCUAUCAUAUUUCUGAGUUGACUAACUCACUAAAAGUUUAUAUAUCUUCUGAUAUUGACCCAUAUCUGAGGAUUGGGGAGGACUCGCAAAUUUAUGUGAAGUCUCGAUCAGAUUUGAAUGUAUUUGGUUCUGACAUUGAUCGACAAGCAGCUAUGUUGACACUAGCCGACUUGAGAAAAACUGUAGGCGCUUCUGACCUGCACUUACUUGACAUCAUUAUUCAAGAUCUUUCAAAGAUAACUGAUCUGGAAAAAGAUGUCUUAGCCAAACAACUUACUGAAACUUUCAUACCUGAAGAUGUGCCCUUGUUCGGUUCAAACCCAGUCCUUGACCAGGUCAAUGCACAAGCUCUUGCAGUUUCCGAAGAAUCACUCUCUUUUGAUGAGGAGUGUUCAAGGAGUUCAUCAAUAGAGGAUGACAUAGUUGGUGAAUUGCCAGCCAUGGUUAUUCACAAAUUUACCCCCAAAAUGCCUACGUCACCAACCUUGCCCAAUGUUAUUAGUGUUGGCCAAUUGCUAGAAUCGGCACUCCAUGUCGCUGGUCAGGUGGCAGGAACAUCUGUCUCGACCUCUCCCCUCCCAUAUGGGACCAUGGCUGGUCAGUGUGAGGCCCUUGGCAUGGGCACGAGGAAGAAGCUUUCAAGUUGGCUGGUUGGUGGUCAUGACUCGAUACCGGACAAUCCAGUGCAAAUUUUCCCAAUUGGCGAGCGGUCGGCAUUUCGAAUGGCGAAUGCUUAUAGUUUCGAGCAGCAAGCUUUGGUGCCGGUGGAACCACGGCCGGCACUGAGACUGCCCCCUGCUAGCCCCUUCGACAACUUCUUGAAAGCUGCUGGGUGCUGA
This is a messenger RNA of Elaeis guineensis (African oil palm), 3463 nucleotides long. The record is from RefSeq and is a predicted model, not a curated record. NCBI's taxonomy places the organism in Eukaryota, Viridiplantae, Streptophyta, Magnoliopsida, Arecales, Arecaceae.